UCCACCUAUUAAAGGUCGUAGAGGAGGUACACUAGAUUCGGUGAUCACUUUAUUGUAAAUUUAUAAUCUUCAUCACGAUUAUGGUAACUAUUGAAUGCCCAUGUCGAUUAUAUCCUCUUCUCUACUGGUUCCUAUAAUGGACGCUAUUAGUAUCAUUCAAAACCAGUCUAUAUACCCAAUCACUUGUUGUCCGAUAGGGCAAUCUUUAUAUUGCCCGCUACUACUAAGUCCGACCAGUCAGGGUCGAGUUACACAUUUCUGUUGCUCUCUUUGGGUGUUCCUGUCGCUGGUGUUUAUUGGUCCUUUCUCCUGGUUACAAGAUCAGUUAACAUAGU
Mycotypha africana is the source of this 335-nucleotide messenger RNA. RefSeq lists its product as uncharacterized. Lineage: Eukaryota; Fungi; Mucoromycota; Mucoromycetes; Mucorales; Mycotyphaceae. The annotation marks the transcript as partial. The record is from RefSeq and is a predicted model, not a curated record. The transcript has a single exon.